AACACAGUAGUAAUCUUAAACUACUCGUGUGAUACCUUAGCAUACCUAAAAUUGCAGGAAGAGAGUGUUAAAUGUUUUAUUGACAAAUGAAGAGAGUUCUCUUUACUUUCGGAUACCCAUUUGGGUUUCCGUUCUCACUAGUCUAACCAGGUUAAAUGAGCUGCACUAGGGCACUUAAAUCACAGCUGGGGCUCAUAGCCGGGAGAACUGUGUGCAGAACCAAUGCCAAAUACUUCCCACCCCUUCGGCGCUAACCCCUGCUUGUGUGUGUUUUGUAAUAAUAGGUUAGAGGGAGAGGCUUUGGUAUCCUGGAGGUGAUUUCAACUAAAAAACAUUUGGGGCAAGUCUGAGAAGUACAGGAAUUCCUAGGCUGCCUGUUAAACUUCUAUAAAAGCAAACAGUGAAGAACAUUUUAUUGUGCACCUAUAUGAAUUUUUUCACGGUGUUUUGCAUCCUGAAUUUUUAAGGCUUAUCAGUUAAUAUGUAGAAUGGGGUUUCUUCAGUGUUUGUUAUCGUGGCGCGCCUCGGUGCUUCUGCACAGCUGCAUGUUCAGAGGGCUGCGCUGGCUUACCACAGGCACAGUGGGGUAGGCUCAGGUACAAACGUGCCACGAGGCAGGUGUGGCAGGUAGCCCGUGUGCUUGAACCGGAGCUAGGCUGCCUGAGCCUGCAUUCCCGUCCAUCAGCCCCGAGUGGUGCAGUCUUGGCCAAGUCACCUAAUCCCAUGGUGCCUCAGUUUCAGCAGCUGGAAAAGACAGAUAAGAUGGUGGCCGGCUUGCAGGGUUGCCUGCACAUCAGAAGCAGUGUAUACAAAUUGGAUAUUACCCUCCCUUUUACAGAUACAAUGAAGCACAGAGAGAUCAAGGUAACUUUACUCAAGGUUUUCCAGCCUAGAAAUGGUGACCCUGAGAGCUGACCCCAGGCAGCUCUUAACUUGAGAGCCUGAGUUCUAACCACUAAGCUAUGGCGGAUGCACCCGAACAUUGCAUUGAGGGCUUAGUCUGCAUACUUUCACCCGAGGUUGUUAUGAAACCACUUCCAGUACUGAAAAGACUCUAAAUGGAAGACAAAAGGGCCCACCCAGCAGGAUAUUGAAAAAAAUCAUACUGGGCUCAGGAGGUCUGGGUUCUCUUCCUGCCCGGCACUGAGGGCCGGUUCCCCAGCCUCUGGGGCUCAGGCUGCCUCGUUAUCAGCAGGGGGCUGGAGUAGGCAGGUAACUUAGGUAAGCUGCUCUGACUCAGCGCCAGGAGAUACCCAGUUCUGUGAGCUCCCAUGAGCAGAAAGAGACAUUGGAUACUUCCUGGGUGGUUUUCUCAGGACAGUUUUAUCAGAGCCACAUUGGUCCCGUGGACUUAUACUGAGCAGUCACUUCCUGAAGAUGACCACCUUGAACUGAACGCACAAGCCGUUCUCCUAGUGACUGAGAGCCCAGUCUUCCGGAGUCCAGGCUGGCAUUGUGACUUUGGGGUGGCAGAAAUCCGGUGCCAGCAUGACCGAGCGCUUCGACUGCCGCCACUGCCAGGACUCCCUCCUCGGCAGGAAGUACAUCCUGCGGGAGGAGCAGCCCUACUGCGUGGCCUGCUUCGAGGCCCUCUUCGCCAGCACGUGCGAGGAGUGCGGCAAGCUGAUCGGCUGCGACUGCAAGGACUUGUCCUACAAGGACCGGCACUGGCACGAGGCCUGUUUCCACUGCUCGCGGUGCAGGGGCUCCCUUGUGGACAAGCCGUUCGCCGCCAAGGAGGACCAGCUGCUCUGCACCGACUGCUACUCACAGGAGUACUCGUCCCGCUGCCAGGAGUGCAAGAAGAGCAUCAUGCCAGGCUCGGUGGCAGCUGGUUCCAGUGCCAAGGCACCCGUAAGAUGGAAUACAAGGGUAGCAGCUGGCACGAGACCUGCUUCAUCUGCCAUCGCUGCCAGCAGCCCAUCGGCACCAAGAGCUUCAUCCCGAAGGACGGCCAGAACUUCUGCGUUCCCUGCUAUGAAAGGCAGUAUGCCUUGCAGUGCGUUCAGUGCAAAAAGCCCAUCACCAGCGGGGGCGUCACGUACCGGGAGCAGCCCUGGCACCGCGAGUGCUUCGUGUGCACCGCCUGCAAGAAGCCGCUGUCGGGCCAGCGCUUCACGUCCCGCGACGAGUUCGCCUACUGCCUGGGCUGCUUCUGCGACCUGUACGCCAAGAAGUGCGCCGGCUGCGCCAGCCCCAUCAGCGGGGCCUUGGGGGCCGGACAGACCACCUGUGUUGUAACAGGUGGCCAACGUACCUUAAACAUUUGAUAAGAAGUCGACAUCAGACAGAGUCAGACACCCCAACCGAAAUGAGUUCCCGCUUCCCUUGUUUCGAUGAAGGAUGGCUUUCUCCACUGCCCACGCGUCCUCCUAACCCGCUCUCACGUCCCGCCGGCCUCCCCUCGACCUCCGAGUCCCGUGCGCGGCUGAGGCUUGUUCCGCAGCAGGCGCGCCCAUCCGUCUUCCCCCGCCCACGUGGCAUCUCUUUCGUGAGGCCGUUCUGGGCAGUUCCAGAGACGUUCACAUCUUUCUCGUCUGUGCUCCCUUCGGCGCCUCAUUCACUAAUCGCCAAAUUUUUGAGCACCAGACCUGAGGCUCCCAGGGAAGGAAGGGGUGGGAGAAAUCGGCUCCGCGACUCAGGCGUUUCACUCGGGUGGGAGGGGCACACAAACGCGGCGAUUGUCAUGUAGCUGUGGAGCCCGUCUGUCUCUUUCUCCUGCGAUUCAGGAGCUCCCCGACCUGAGCACAGGUUGGGAUUUAAACGUGGAGCCCAGCACCGAUCACAUCGCACCAGCCGGGCUUUGAACGGGUCCACGUGGGACUCCCCCCCCGCCCCCAUCCUCAUCCGUGUCCUCUUCCUCCGU
Messenger RNA from Physeter macrocephalus (sperm whale), 2866 nucleotides. RefSeq names its product four and a half LIM domains 2 (gene FHL2). The transcript is spliced from 7 exons. Gene Ontology annotation, biological process: negative regulation of transcription by RNA polymerase II; negative regulation of calcineurin-NFAT signaling cascade. Lineage: Eukaryota; Metazoa; Chordata; Mammalia; Artiodactyla; Physeteridae. The record is from RefSeq and is a predicted model, not a curated record. Gene Ontology annotation, molecular function: transcription coregulator activity; transcription factor binding. The coding region runs from base 1272 to 2270 and encodes 332 amino acids. Gene Ontology annotation, cellular component: Z disc; nucleus.